Molecule: messenger RNA, 3055 nt
Organism: Scutellospora calospora
Lineage: Eukaryota; Fungi; Glomeromycota; Glomeromycetes; Diversisporales; Gigasporaceae
Source: the annotation of a GenBank genome assembly
AUGGCAUCCACUUUGAAUAAUGAUGAAAUAACUAUUCAAAUUCCAGAAAUAGAUGACUCAAAACUUUCUCCAUAUUCAGCUAUUAGUACACGUAGAGGUUCUCACAUCUCUUCUUCAAGCGCUCACUCAGAAAAACAAGAAAAAGAUGUACUUGGCCAAAUCAUUUGUUCACCUAAAAUGAAAUAUAUAGCUACUACACAUAAAAUUAAAGAUGAUCUUCUUGAAUUAUUCGAUGCCAAAAAAGUAGAACGUAAAAGUAUCUAUUUUCCUAAUCACCAAAAUGUAGUAAACCAACUCUCUUUCGUUGAAAAUAAUUCCCUUGUAGUGGCUCUUACCGAACCUGCGUGUCGUGUGUAUAUAUUUCAAUCGGAUGAUCAAAAUGAAUGGAAUUGCAUUUCUAGAUUCGAAUUAUCUUAUUUUUGCAAAUCUUUCAUUACAGUUGAAGGAAAAUUGAUUUUAUUUGAUGAUAAAAUAUUUCAAUUAACUAAAUGGGAUGUUAAAACAUUGAAAUUUGAAACAAAUUGCUUGAUAGAUUGGUGUUAUAAAGUUAAGCAUGUGGAAAUAAAUAAAGGUGGUGAAUUUUUGGCUGUUUAUGCUGUUUAUAUGCAGGAUGAAACAUCGAAAAAGUCUAGGAUUUACACUUAUUGUCUUAAAACCGGAAUGAAUUUGGCAUUUCAUGAAUAUGGAGAUAAAACAAUUGUGGACAGAAUUUACUUUAUUGCUUAUAAAGAUGGAGAACGCCUACUAAUUAUAUCACACAAUCAGUUUAGUGAAGAGUCAGAUAGCCAUUUAAUGGAUCCAUUUACUCUUAAAGACCCAGUUUCUGCUAAGAAAUUACUCGAAAAUCUUGAAAAUUUCGAAAAUAACGAAAAUGAUGUGAAGUUUCAAGAACCCUAUUUAAUCAAAUUUGAUAAUAUUAUUGGUAAUGUAGAUGAAAAGUUAAUAAUUCAUGACGGAUUAAUUCGAAAGAAUUGGAUACCUUAUUUACGAAAGGAACUUGGAGAUUAUAAUAGAAUCUUUGUAUCUUCUGACACUGAAUUUAUCUCAAAAAUGAUUCUUGAUCAAUUAUCUGAAGGUAAAAAAAAACCUAAUUUUACUGACUCAUUAGAGAUUAAAAAACAUACUUUCGAAGGUAGCUUUGCGAAAUGGAAUUUGGAUUAUAAGCCUAGUAAAUUCCAUUAUUUAAUAGAAAUCGAAGCUUUACAAUUAGAUCAUGAUGAAUGGAGACCAGUAAUAGGUGAAUCCAAAAGAAUCAUCAACCCUAACUUCCAACCUCCGGAGCACAAAAGAAAAAUAAAAAUUAUUCAAUGUAAAUGUCUUAAUAAUGAUGAUUUACUCAUGUUAACCAACUUUGGAAUUUUAAUUUGGACAAUUUAUCAUCCAAAAGGAAUUAGAUUGCAUUAUUACUGGGGAAGAGCUAGAAUUAGAGAUGAAAAACAGUUUAAUUUAUUACUUGAUUUAGAAACCCAUGAAUUACUAGAAGAUUAUAUCUCUGACAAAUUUUUCAUCAUUAAUUAUGGUUCAACUCUUAUGGAAACUUUUUUAUUUUUAAAAGAAGAUGAAUGGGUUGAGAAAUUUUGUGAUAAAUGUUUUAAUAUAAUUUUCUUAAAUGAGGGUCCUAGAUCAACCUCAGAUAUUCAACUGUUAUCUAUUAUAAUUGAAGUCUUUCCACAAUUAUUACGAAGACAUCCAAUUUAUUUAGCGAGAUUUUUAUCGCAAACUGCAUUUAUAAUGCCAUUGUUUGAUAUUGACUUGAUAUUAGAAAGUGAAAUGGUUAGUUUAUUGCCGACUCCUCAUCUAUAUCAUUUUGGAACCUAUAAUAAUUUAUCAACAAAAACUUCCAUAAUUGAUAUCUUUGUCUCAAAAAUUACUGAUUGUUGGAAUAAAUUAAUUUAUGGGUCCGAUGUUGAAAUAGCUUCUUCCCACCAACCUGCCAGUAACACUAUUACGGAAUCUGAAGCUACAAUCAAACUUAUUAUUCCUCUUCCAAAAUUUGUUAAUUAUCCAAAAAACUAUAACACUUGGGACGAAAUUAAGAAUCCUUCACCUAGUUAUUUCACUGAUUCAAUUGAUUUAGAACUAUACAAAUAUUGGAAUGGUGAAGCUUUGAUAAAUUUUAAAUGGAAUACUUACGGAUUAAAAUAUUAUUUAGUUUCUUGGUCAUUAUAUACACUGUUUCUUUGUUGUUAUACUAGUGUUGCUACAUUGAGUGAUAUUAUGACAACAGGAGAACAAAAUUUUUUGUUGUAUAUGGCAAUUUUCUUGGGAAUUAUACAUUUGCUUCACGAAUUUAGACAAUUUAUUCAUUCUCCAAACGAAUAUAUCAAAAGUCCUUGGAAUUAUUUUGGGGCAAUAACUUUCACAAUAUUAACAUCAUGCAGCUGGAUAAAAAAUGGCACUGUCGCCGUCUGGGCAACAACUAUCACUACUUUAUUACUUGAACUAAAAUUUCUUUUCUACCUUCGUGCUUUCAGAUUUGUUGGUAUCCAUUUCGCAAUGAUAUUUGGUGUCGCCAAACGAGGAUUUUCAUUUUUGACAAUUAUUGCUUUUGUUGUGUUCGCUUUUGCUCAUUCUUUACACUUAUUAUUGAGACCAAGUGUCCCAUACUCAUUAACUGAGCCAAGUUAUUCAACCGAUCCAAAUGAUCCAUGGAAUUUAGCAACAACAUAUAACUCAGUUGGAGAAGAUGGUGUUAUUUCUGAUCAAGCAUCACUUAUUGAGCCGCCAACUGGAAAUACAAAUAAUAAUGAAUCUUACUUAAUUCAAAAGGCUGAGAUUUUGGCCGAAAUUGAAUUAUUUUAUAUGCUGCCUUAUCAAAGAAGGAAAAAGGAUUGGUUUCCAGAAGUAAUAAUUUAUAUAGCUCAUGUAAGCGAACUUCGAGACCUAAUUCGCGAAAUUCAAAUUGGAAAUUGGCAAGGAUUUGAAAAUCCGUUUUUUUCACCAAUUCUAUUAAAAGCUAUACAAGCUGAAGAAACUGAAAAUAAUCAAAAAGAAGGAAGUAUUAAAAAGUUAGAGGAGAAGUUUGAAGAGCUUAUAAAAAAGUUUGAAGAAUUUA